AUGAUUACUACUGAAUUGAAAGGGAUGUUCAGAGGUGUAAGUCAAAAUGACGAGUCAAUCCGAAUUUUUGACGAAGAUCUAUGUAUGAAUGAUGUUGUUGGCAGUCCAGCUCGUUUGAACAUGACACCGGAUAUGAGAAGCCAAGUUUCAUCCCUUCAGGCAAGUUUCAUGUUGUUUCGUGACAAAUGUAUGGAUGACAUCAGCUCUCUACAAGCUAAAGUUUUGAAACUCGAAUCUGUUGUGGAUGAGCAAAAUCGCGAAAUACUGUCUCUUUGGGAAAAAUGUGAACGAAAUCUGCCGGAUGGUGAUCAGAAUGAACUUGUAAGUAACAAGUUAGGACAAACAAACACGGCAGACACAGAGCUAUUGCCUUCCACAAUGGAAAAUGAAGACCUUGUUAGUGGUCAUCAAAAUGAAAUUGCAAGUAGCGAGUUAGCACAAACGAACACGGCAGACACAGAGUUAUUGCCCCCCCACAAUGCAAAAUGAAGACCUAACUGUUAAUGCAGAUGCUAUCUCAAGUCAGCAGUCCCAAUUAAUGAAAUCAGCAACUUAUGCCAGUAAAUUGGCUGCGACAAAAAGUCCUAAGAAAAAUGUUUCUGUAAACAAAACUAUUGUUAGUGCUCCCUUACAGAACUUCUCGCAAGAGGAAACUGAGCCUCAAGAAGAGAGAUUUAUUGGUGUUCAACGAAAGAGAAAUAACACUCGUGCGUUCUUCUUAAGUGGUAUCAAUCAAAAGGUAUCUGAGAAAGAGAUCCAGGAUUACCCCUAUUCAACGUUUGUAUAA
Messenger RNA from Paramuricea clavata, 787 nucleotides. NCBI's taxonomy places the organism in Eukaryota, Metazoa, Cnidaria, Anthozoa, Malacalcyonacea, Plexauridae. The record is from the annotation of a GenBank genome assembly.